ACGAAGUAAAUCAGUUGUAAUAAUUCGCACCUGUGAACGGACUGUGCCCUACCUACGCAUACAGUCUAGAACAACCUACAUAAGUACAUAUCCACCUUACCUACAUUGUUUGGCCCGAGUACCCGCAGGAUGUCUACCUCAGUAAACGAGUCCAGGUCAAUCGAGCAGCCUGGCGCCGUUAACUACAUCCUCGCCUUCGUGGCCGUAGGCUGCGCCUGGGGAUUGACUACGCCCUUCAUCCGCCGUGCCGCACGCACGCACAGCCCUGCGCCGCACCCCAUCCUGGAAGCCGAGCACGUGCGAACCAGCUUCCUCCGGUCAAGGAUCUAUGGCGCCUUCUUCGCCGUAAUUGAUCUAUUGCGGAACCCGCGCUACGCCAUACCUCUGCUGUUGAACUUGACGGGUAGCGUCUGGUUCUUCCUCCUGAUUGGCAAGGCUGAACUCAGCCUGACGGUGCCCAUUGUCAACACCAUGGCUUUCCUAUUCACAGUUAUUGGCGAGUGGUGGGUAGAGAGCAAGGUCAUCAGUCGAGACACAAUGUUGGGGAUGCUUCUAUCACUUGGUGGUAUAGCCUUGUGUGUUCAGAGCAAGCUAUGAAGCAGGAUCUCGUCGCUGAUUCUCUCGCAUUUCCAACUCUAUGUGCCAGGCCUGUAUGAUUGCUUCGAUCCUAAAAAAUAGACAUGGCAUAGCUGCCUCUCGGUCUACCGCCCUGGGACCAGCAAUCACUUGGUAAAAUCAUAUUAUGUUUCAACAGUCGACGUGGCGCAACUUGGGCCAUAGACGGAUACAAUACCUGGAUUUUUUCCAAGGGCUUGGCAUGCGGCCUUGCGUGUACGAACUCAUGUUGUCUGAGAAAUUAAAAUGUUGUGACAAUUCGGAGCUAUCACAUGCGAAUCAUACAAUACAGACGCACCCAGUUCUGCAAAAGGUAAAGUAGACACAAUAUUCACAAGGAACAAGAAUGACAAUGAAACGUCCUCUUAACCAGUCUCUCCUGCCAUCAAGCACGACGCCGGGACCGCAGCCAGCGCUGCACGGCUCGCAGGCUUGGGUCCUCGCCCGUCCAACGACCUAGCUCAAUGUCGGAGGCCUGGAGCUGGUUAUAGACUGCCUCAUCAGUGAUGGUUUCGUACUCCUGUAUUAGUUGUGUGCCAGUCAGUAUUUGUUGACUCUUCUGUACAAACUCCCUAACGCAGCUUGUAAUGGAUGUGGGGGAACCAACCCUGCGUAGUGCACGGUCACAGGCUUUGAGCUGCGCCGAA
Molecule: messenger RNA, 1262 nt
Organism: Pyricularia oryzae 70-15
Lineage: Eukaryota; Fungi; Ascomycota; Sordariomycetes; Magnaporthales; Pyriculariaceae
Exons: 2
Coding region: 130-597 (155 amino acids)
Source: RefSeq, a predicted model, not a curated record